AUGAACCGUGGUACAAGUGGCACAUAUGAUCCAGAAGAGGAGGCGCGCAUAGCUGAGUGGAACAGCGCGUACAGCAGAGAUGACGCGAAUGCCGGGUAUUCCCAAACUAAGACCUGUCCCGAUCACCGCAUAGUUCCACGGCUUUGUGAAGAGAAGCUCAAGGGCGUUCCCGUAAGCGCGGAGCUUACAGAAGCUGAGAAGAAUCGCGCUGCUCGACCGUCCGAAGGCCUGAUAGCUGCACCUUGUCGAUUCCAGAAACCUUUGUAUAUUUGUACAUGCCUGUGGUGCUCGGUGCCACAGUGCACGCCUGGGGAGGGCGGCGGAGAGAAUUUGGCGGACGAAUGCUCUGUCGAAGUUGUUCAACGAACAUAUGAACUCCACAGAAUCGAAAUAAGCAUUCUUGAAGUCAACAACGUUGACUUGGCGGUGCUGGAGGAGGUUUCGAAAGUUUGGAUGACGAAGGUCAAAGAUGAGGAGCGCGAGAGGGAGCUACGUGCUCUAUCAGACACAGAGAGGCUAUUGGUACAUUCCCUCUCGCGCUCUGGUCCAAAUGGAAGCUCAUCCUCCAACAUGACGAGCACAAUCCUGGUCCAUCCAAGGGCUACGGAUUUGUACAAUUCGUCGACCCCAGUAACGCCAAAGUUUCGCUCUGUGUUGUUCAACGAACAUAAGAACUCCAUCGAAUCGAAAUAAGCAUUCUUGAAGUCAACACCGUUGACUUGGCGGCGCUGGCGGAGGUCCAUCCAAAGGGUACGGAUUCGUACAGUACGCCUCUUAUCCCCGGCUCUUACC
Messenger RNA from Boeremia exigua, 792 nucleotides. RefSeq lists its product as uncharacterized. The record is from RefSeq and is a predicted model, not a curated record. Lineage: Eukaryota; Fungi; Ascomycota; Dothideomycetes; Pleosporales; Didymellaceae. The coding region runs from base 1 to 693 and encodes 230 amino acids. The transcript is spliced from 4 exons.